Messenger RNA from Medioppia subpectinata, 1537 nucleotides. The record is from the annotation of a GenBank genome assembly. NCBI's taxonomy places the organism in Eukaryota, Metazoa, Arthropoda, Arachnida, Sarcoptiformes, Oppiidae.
UGAAGGCUCGCCUCAGAGUGUGCUUAAAGCCAAACAGGAAUUGGAAAUAAUUAUUAAGAAAAUGGUUGAAAAAGAAAAUGAAGUCUCAAAGGAUCUAAUGAUUGAGCAGAGAUUUCAUCGACAGAUCAUUGGCGCCAAAGGAGAGCGAAUUAAAGUGAUUCGCGAGAGCUUUAAUCAGGUUGUAAUCAUAUUUCCCGAACCCAAUGAUAAGAGCGACAAAGUGACCAUCAGAGGGACCCGAAAGGACGUGGACCAGUGCUACAAACACUUGUCUCAGCUCAACAAAGAACUCCUUACUAAUAACCACAGAGUGGAAGUGCCUAUAUUUAAACAGUUCCAUAAGUUUAUCAUUGGUAAAGAGGGCGCAAAUAUCAAAAAGAUAAGAGACGAAACGGGAACCCGAAUUGAUUUGCCGGCCGAAGGGGCCGACUCUGAUGUGAUUGUUAUAACGGGAAUGAAGAGUAAUGUGGAGACGGCUCGCGACCGCAUUCAGACGAUUCAGAAUGAGUUGGAAGACGUGGUUCAGGUCGAUAUUAUGAUCCCUUCAAAGAUCCAUAAUUAUAUAAUCGGUGCGAAAGGGCGUCAAAUCAGACAAAUAAUGGAUGACUGCGGAGGCGUUGUUAUCCGAUUCCCUCCCGAAGGCGCCGGCAGUGAUAAGGUCUCUAUUAGAGGGCCCAAAGAUUGCGUCCAAAAAGCUAAACAGCAAUUGAUUGCCAUUUCAAACGAACAACAGAUUAACAAUUUUAGCGAAGAAUUGAAGAUAAAACCCGAACACCACAGAUAUCUGAUCGGCAAAAAUGGUGCUAACAUUAAGAAAGUUAGAGACAAUGCCGGCGCCCGAGUCUUCUUCCCCACCGGCAAAGAGGAGUCGGCGGCGGACAGGGAUUCCGUUAUUAUCACCGGCAAGAAAGAGGAAGUGAUUAAAGCGAGACAAAUGUUAGAAGAGAUGGUCAAAGAUUUAGAGAAAGUGGUUGAGGGAGAGAUGAAAGUGGAGCCCAAAUAUCACAAGCAUUUUGUCGCCCGUCGCGGAGCUAUUCUCAAACAGAUUGGCGACGAAUUCGGUGGCGUAACCAUUAGUUUCCCGCGAAGUGCUCAAAGAGAUAGCGAUAGAGUUGUUCUCAAAGGCGCUAAAGAGUGUAUUGAGAGCGCGAAGCAAAGAAUCACUGAAAUAAUUGAAGACUUGGAUUCACAGAUCACUAUUGAAUGUGUAAUCCCAUCGAAAUAUCAUCGAACACUUAUGGGCACUCGUGGCACAAGAGUACAGGCCAUCACUCAAGAGCACGACGUGAGGAUCAAAUUCCCCGAAAGAGGCACUAAUGGUGUGGCCGGCGAUGAAGACGUAGCCAAUGGCGACAUCAAUGGUAGCACUGAUAGUCUGGAGAAGAGUCAGAAGAAGUCAGACAUAAUAAUCAUAACGGGAAGGGCCGAGAAGUGUGAAUCCGCUCAAAACGCUUUGUUAGCUUUAAUUCCUAUUACUAUUGAAGUUGAGGUGCCUUUCGAUUUGCACCGAUUUAUUAUUGGACAGAAGGGCCGCGAA